AUGGCUACCGAUGCAAACAUCAACAUUACUGCUGCCUCUCUGCGCGGUAGCCCGUCCGAUCGCAUCAUCAAGCCACGACCUCGCAAGGACUCUCUACAAUCAAUCUCUGGCUCCGAUACCCACCCCGGGCGCGUGGUGAAGCCUCGUGCACGAAAAUCUCCCGGGUCCGGAGCUAAGAGAUCUGAACCCGCCAAGCGAAAGUUCAUCUGUUCAUUCUCACACUAUGGUUGCGACGUUGCCCUUAGUUCCAAGAAUGAGUGGAAGCGCCAUGUCUCAAUUCAACAUCUCCAGUUGGGGUUCUAUCGCUGCGACGUCGGCUCAUGCAACCCAGACUUCAACCCCAAUGUCCCCGGCCACAAGCGUGUGUACAAUGACUUCAAUCGAAAGGAUCUCUUCACCCAACACCAUCGACGCAUGCACAAGCCUGAGACCGGCCCAGGCUCAGGCCCCAUUGCGCCCGGAAAUGCAGGGGACAAGGACUGGAGAGCCUUUGAGGACAGUCUGGAAGAAGUUCGCAACCGAUGCUGGAUGGAGAAGCGCAAGCCACCACAGCGCAGCACUUGUGGCUUCUGUGGCAGAGUCUUUGAAGGUGAAGGCUCCUGGAAUGAACGUAUGGAACAUGUGGGUGGUCAUUUUUCUCGUGACAUCGUCGAAGCCAAGGAAGAACGUGAGGAUGAAGAUCUCACCAACUGGGCGCUCUUGCAAGGCAUUAUCAAAGAUGGUGGGAAUGGUCGUCAUGUUCUUGUUGAUCAACCGCCAACGGCCACCGAACGUCCUUACCUGGCAAGAGAUCGAGAUGUCGCCAUGACCGAUGCGCCAAGCUCAGAUGGCAUUUCCCGUGAUGCCGAAGGCUCCCCAUCUUUGAGCGCAUCCUCGAGAAAGCCAGAUACGGAGAGCAACUAUCCUAAUCUGGACAGUCCCCGCGAAGGUCGCCGUCUCAGCAACGCCAUGAGUGCCAACGGUACGCCGCGUGCUCCCUCAGCACCAUUGCUUGCGGCGGCGGGACAAGCUCUUGCUGCGGCUGCUCUUGGUGCAACUCCGGGCUCCCCAGAAGACAAACUUCAGCCUCCACCAACUCCAGAGCGCAGAGGGUACAAUCUGGCCCCACCACCUCUGCAGGGCGCGAGACAAUCCUCAGCCCCUGCUGAUAAUGGCAGCGGUGACCGGCUGGAGGAUCUUAUCAAUCAACUGAUCAAGCCCAAGCCGCCCAAGACUCACCGUCGGCUCACGUGGAAAUGCGAUUGCAACCUCGAAAUGUCAGUGGAUAUCGACGAUGCGGACGAAACGGCCAUUGAAAACCUCCAAGACAUCAGCAUCAUUUGCAGCAAGACGUCCAACCCUUACUUGAAGGUUUCUAAGAGCGGCAAGUAUCAGGUGGUGGCUUGCGAUGAACUCGCCGACUACAUCUGGAAAAAUUCCAAACAGCCAGUUGAGCAACAUAAUCGGCCCGCCGAGGUUCCCGUCAGCUAG
Messenger RNA from Cladophialophora carrionii CBS 160.54, 1470 nucleotides. RefSeq lists its product as uncharacterized. The transcript is spliced from 2 exons. The record is from RefSeq and is a predicted model, not a curated record. NCBI's taxonomy places the organism in Eukaryota, Fungi, Ascomycota, Eurotiomycetes, Chaetothyriales, Herpotrichiellaceae. Gene Ontology annotation, molecular function: DNA-binding transcription factor activity. Bases 1 to 1470 code for a protein of 489 amino acids.